AUGCGUUUGUUCAUACUCACCCUGCUUCUUAUCCUUCCCACGAUAUUCGCUAUACCUGCUGUCUCAGGAGACAACGCGCACCGCUCAUUUGAGACCGCAUCUUUGGACCUCCACACGGAUCGGAAAGACCUUCGCUUGAGAGGUUUAAGCGGGCAGCUCACAUUGGACAGAGAAGGGAAGACAUCUUCGCGAUAUCCUAAAUGCAGGAGAGCAAGAAAACGUUCUGGAUUUGCACACUAUACCGGGUGGAAGCUCAUUGGUGAUGACGUGACUGGUGGUGUACCGGUAUCUCCUAGACCAAAUUGUUUGAAGUUAUGUAAUAAUUAUGGAGCAUCUUGUCUAGGUACAUUCUUUUCGGAUGAGACUCGAAAAUGUUUUCUCAAAGGGACUAAAACUGAAUCCUGGAAAUUUGUGGAAACUGGUGAUGAAGAGGAUUCUAUCGAUCUUGUGGGUGGAUGUGCUGCUUGGUCGAAUAUUGUACCUUGGGAGUUAGAUGAAAUAUGUUGUAGAGAUUGA
Molecule: messenger RNA, 516 nt
Organism: Kwoniella shivajii
Lineage: Eukaryota; Fungi; Basidiomycota; Tremellomycetes; Tremellales; Cryptococcaceae
Exons: 4
Coding region: 1-516 (171 amino acids)
Source: RefSeq, a predicted model, not a curated record